Messenger RNA from Neospora caninum, 3357 nucleotides. RefSeq lists its product as hypothetical. The record is from RefSeq and is a predicted model, not a curated record. The transcript has 3 exons. Bases 1 to 3357 code for a protein of 1118 amino acids. NCBI's taxonomy places the organism in Eukaryota, Apicomplexa, Conoidasida, Eucoccidiorida, Sarcocystidae.
AUGAGUGGUGGCUUGAGCGACGAUGAAUUGGACACUGGGAUGUCUUCACCAACCGUUUUCGGUGGGCCGAGGUCUCCCCAAGGUGUCUUUUCGUCUUUGGCGCCGGGUGCUGCACCAGGCAUGACAACGCCUGUAGCCCGCACGGCACUUCUUCCGGCCGUGGGUUUGAGCCAGCCUUCGGGUAGCAGAUCGCCUUCACCUUCUGUCGCAGAGAGGACACAACGCGGUUCGGGCCGCGCUGGCCGCUCGCGAUCUCAGUCGGCUUCGAGACGACAGCGCGCUCAGGAGCGAGGCCGGGAAGUAAGUCAGCCGCGACGUCGCAAGUCCCAGCCGCCACCGCAUGAAGUGCUGGAGGCGAUCGAGCUGCAGGGCGCAGCGAAGCCGGAAACCGGGGCUACGGAACCCGUACACUCGAGAGGACGCUGGCGGGGAAGAAGGCGAAGCAGAAACAGAGAGGAAGAGAACACGGGAGACGACACCGACUCGGUGAAGCAGGCAGGUGCACAGACAGCAGCGGGAGAGGCGCAGAGCCAGAAAAGAAACUCGAGAGAUGAGACGGAGUCUGCGGGCCUUGCACGAAGUCAGCACCCGUCGGUCGGUGAGGAACCGCGCGAGGAAGGCACGGAAACGAGGAAGAAGGGACAUUUUGCAGGGUAUCCCGGGACAAGGGUGCCAAGAGAUGUGAAAGCGUUCCUCGCCGCCCGACAAGCGCAAAAGGAAGAGCGGAGAAUGGAGCGGAAGCGCGUCUCUUCUCCGAGAGUUGCUCCCGUGCCCCGGCGAGGCGACCAACGAGGCGGGCAAGGAGGUGGGGAACGAGGAGCAAAGGACAGAAGUCCCGACAAGCGACCGCGAGCUCUCGCCAGGUCGCCGUCUUUAAAGCGAAGGAUGUUUCGCCAAGCAGAAAAAGAAAGGGAACAGUUUGCACAACGUCUUAAACGGUCCGCGGAGAUGGAUGGGAAGCGAGGCGCCAAGGGAGAUCGCGAUGACGAGAAAACGCUUGACAAGCAGCGUCUUAUUCCCCUUCUUGAUGAAGGGCCUGGCCACAAGAGUGAGCGCAGAGAGACAGCGACGCGUAGGGUGCCUCCGCAGGCCCGCCACAGCGCCGACCGUCAGGCGUACCGUAGUCCAGCAACCUCUCCAAUUCGCAAGACAGCCGAAGAGAAGAAGAAGCCUCAUAAGGCGGCAGGUCAGGUCCACAAAACGCCAGGGGGCACAUCGACCCCCGAGGCCAGUGAGGACGAUAAAAAGAGAGGGACGAGAACGAGAAGAGGCGUCGCUCCGUUGCUGGAAAUCGUGUCCCCUUCUAUGUCUCUGUCGGGGUCUUCUCCACCGCCCUCGCCCUUGUCCGUGGACGCCCCCGCGAUAGGGCCCGACGCUGCGCCUCUGCCUUUUACGGGAGGCCCCCGAAGGACACGCACAGUCUCUUCGCUCUUCGCGUUUUCUGAAAACCCGGGGGAGAUGGAAGACCCCGGACAAAAGCUCGACGGCGGCGAGCCGUACUCCAGCGGCACCGGACAUACCCAGUCCGGAGACAGUAUCCACACAGACGCUCCGGUCGGGGCGACAAAGGCCGGUUCCCGUCGCGCGGGGUGUCGACGACACCUUCCUCUGCGGUUCCCCUUUCCUCUGCUCUCGCUCCCGCCUGCGACGCCGCCGGCGCCUCCGCCGACGCCGAUCUCGCCGUUGACACCGCGUACGCCGCACACGCCAUCGAAGCAAUUGGCCACUACUACCCACAUGCCAUUCGUCUGGCAGGACCGCGAGGAAGAAUUUGAACAAGACGAACUCGAGGUCAUUCACUUGCCGCCAGGGUGGUGGGGCACUCUCGGGCCGAAUCGGUUCGGUGUCGAGAACGAAGAGGUAACGCCGCCCUCGCGACCGGCGGGAGACACUGCGUUGGGCCGUGCGGACGCCGCCGUGGCGUUAAAAUGGCCCUCAACAGGAAUGCGUGACAGCGGGAGCGAGGCACGCAACGAACAAACAGCCAGUGAAGAGGAGCUCUUCCCGAGGAAGCGGUCUGCGGCCUCGUUGGUCGCCGUGCCUGCCCACCGGCCUCACUUGCCCAACGCAGAUGGAGAAGACCGCAGCCUGACUUCCUUCUUCCGGGAAGUUAGUAAGGCACUGGGAGUCGGCAUUCCGGGUCGAGAUCGGCCGCAGCUGGGCACAGAAGCUGCAGACGAUGCAGCGGAUCAAGUCAGCAAGAGCAAGAAAGCUUUGGCGGAUAGAAUCAAGGCACUCGCAAUGGCUCAUGCCAAAGAGAGCACGGAGGAAGGGAAAGGGGAGGCCUACGAAAGAGAACAGAGACAGCUGGAGGACUACGGCGGCUUGACGGACGAACUUCCCGCUGGUCGCCUUAGCCUCAUUUUCUUAGGAGUCGUGUGCGCGGUGAGCCGCGUGGGCUUCGACAUCCGCAAGCGGAAGAAGCGCGAGCGGCAGCGGCGCCUCGGGAGAAUGGCGUGGCGUUCGCGUUUCCAGUCCAGUCCCGAUUUCUCCGUUUCUCGGGCGGGAUCCCAACUGGACUACACUUUCUCUUCCUUCUCACGGACCUCCGCGUCCAGCGCCUUCACGCAUUCGACCCUGUCGACGUCGCCGAACGCCUUUGGCCGGCCUCCGCGGCCGGGCGGCGAGAGUGAGUCGACUGCCAGCACAGGCUCCUCGCACGUUUCUUCCUCUGCCUCGUCGUCGUCGGCCGACAGCAUUCCCGUCCCUGGCGCGCACGCGAAAGACGGCGGGCGCAAGAACGGCGCUCACCACGGAUCGAUGAGACGAGGCUGGGCGAGCCGCCCGCGGCGGGAGGCGCGUCUGGCCGAUGGGGAAGCGCGCCCUCGGGCGGAAACAAGAAACCCUGUGAGUGGACAGAAGCAAACUGGCGAGCCAAAAAGACAGAAGCCCGCGCGCGGCCUCGCGGCUGGUGGCAAGGUCCCCGCCUCGGCGCGAGACAGCUUCCCAGCGAGGGGCGGGAACGAAGAGGCCCCUGUGGGGCCGACUGACCCGUCUCUGCAGGCGGCUCCACAGUCGCCACAAACGCGCGGUGCGGCCACUUCUCCCGGCCUCCCCAGCAAACAAACGAAGAGACACAGCCAACAGAGAGCGGGGUUUUCAACCGCGUACGGCACUCGGCGGAGAAGCAUCCGAAGUCGAAAGCGCAGAAGACACAGACAGAACGAAGAAGCGGCGACGGCGCCUGCGGCGGGGCUCUCCGUCGUGCCACCGGCACAGAAUGAGGCAGGGCGCGACAGCCGAACUGCAUUUUCCGUAUACGAGAACCCCGCUUUCUCCCCCUAUCAAGAGGCGCCCGAACAUUCGGAUAAGUUAGACUGGAUCGUGAACGCCUUGGUGCGCGGGAAAGGUGCAUAG